AUGGUGAGAAUUGAAGAGUUUCGCAAUUUUUCGACAAUUUUCCGUCGUUUUUCAGUUGAAUCCCGAUCAAUUGUUUAUUGGAAAUUACAAUGCGAAGAUUUCGCCGAGCCGGCCUCUUAUUUUCGAGCAGAGCGCUCAGGUUUCGCAGCGAUUUUCCCGGAAUUCGCCUGAAAUUCUAAUUUUUCAGCACAAGACUAGCAUUCGUUUCUAUCUCGAAGGGAAUAUGCUCGUCGGUUAUCAAAGUUGUGAUUUCGGAGUGGCGUUGACACAAAUCGAACAUAUCUCUGUACGUUUUAGCUGAAUUUACUCAAAAAUUCUCCAAGCUUCAGCUGAAAGACGAAGAGCAGGAGAAUCCGGCGGCGCUGACGUUUGCUUUCAAGUCGACGUGCAUGGAGAAAGUGUGGAGAUCGCUGACGGGUUUGAAGCCGAUCGCGGAGAAGCCGUACCGGGAGAACAAGGCGCUCGCCAGGAACAUGACGUUCAUUCUGAAGACGUUCGAGAACGAGCCCGACAAAUACUUGAAAGUCACGUACGGCUCACUCGAAGAAGGUUUCUCCGAGCAUUAUUUCGAUUUCGAAGUCGCAAAAUCGCUUAUGCUCAAUGAUGUGAGAGAGUAUCUGCUAUUUCUCAAUCAAUUUUACCUCGCAGAUUCACGCAGUCUGGCGCCAGAUGAUUUCCGAGCAGUGGCGACGUCGUCCGAGUAUUUCGAAGGGACACACUCACCAUCUCGUCUCUCAAAUGGACAAUUGCGCGUGGGUCCAAUGGCUGGCCGAUCAGAAGCUGAUGAAGAGCACGUGUGCGCGAGGAACAGUUCAGUACAUCAAAGUGGACGACAAUCCGUUGGGAAGACGUGCACUAAAAGCCAAUAAAUCGGGUGAGAAUUUGAGAUUUUCGAAAUCCGGAGGCUAAAGUGACUUUUUGUUUUCUAGAACAUACGGCAGCGAAGAAGACGUCGUUUGUGAAGAGCCAGAAGAAGUAUGAAGAGAAUGGUCAUAGGAAAAUGUAAGCUUUUCGAGUUAACCUUAUUGAAAUUAUCGAUUUUAUUUGCAGAAGAACCGCGACACGAGUCUAUGGAAAAGUAAGAAAACUACAAGAAACUUUGAAAAUUCUCUUUAGGCCGGGCACAGUGUUCUUCCGUUUUUGCUUCCCCCUUCCCCUUAACCACAUGUUCAUUCACCUCCCAUCUGUUUUUCUUGCUAAUAUUUUUGGUUUGGUUUGACCGGAACGUUAAUCUCGAUUCUAGCUUGUUCGAAACGAUCGAGAAGUGUACGCGAUGGUCGUUGGGCCGAGGGCUCCGAGGGAGGAUUUCUUCGAGUUCGAGCCCACGUUCACCGCUGAAAUUAGAGCCAUGGGAUUCCUGCCGAAGACGAAGAAGAAGCGACCGAACGGGGAGAAAAUGGUGAGAACAACGAGAACUUACUAAAAAAAAUGGGUUGAUUUUUCAGAGCACGGAAGACAACGAUCGACCGUCCCUCCUGGCGACGCCUUCCUCGAACGGGAGCUCCAACUACGUCUACGAAGCGUAUCGAAACUCUGUCGAUUUCGGGCAACCGGAGAAACAGAAUUUGGGGCACGGAGACCAUCGAUAUGUAGAUUAUCGGAAUCAUUACCAGCAGAACGGUUAUGCGAAUGGUAAUAAGGCUGCUAGGUGUUCUUCCGAAGUAAACUAUGCCUUUUCAGGGUACGGCUACCCCUGGACGCCGUCGGUUUCGCGCCAAAUAGAUAUGACGUCUUCGGGCGCCGCCACCUAUUUCCUGCGGCAACAGGUUUCUUCCCAUUUCUCUCUUUUCCUCUGUGUUUCCUCUAACUUAUUCAAUUGUCCUAUGUGCCUGACAUCAAGAACACUGUGCUCCGAGUCCGUCAUCUCUGAGGAUUCGCAUCGGAUCAAGAAAGCCAUUGAGUCAUUUUGCACGUUUUCAGGGCGAUUAUGCGCCGUCGCAGCACAUCCAGGGACCAGGACAGAAGAUACAGUACGUCUCAGCGGUAGGCGUCUUUCUUUCGACUAACUAUUCUCAUCCAAUUCAUAACUUCUAGAAGUCACCGGCCACCCCAGAGGCCGUGCCGCCCGUCGAAGAACGCCUCACCGCCGAAUCGCAACUUUUCUCGUUCCCGCCUAAAGAUCUCGCGAUUCCGGGAAUCGAUCCGGUCGUCGGUGAGUAAAAGCUAGGCGCCGUUCAAGCAAAGAACAAUCGAUUUUCAGUGCUGAUGAAGGACGUGCGAACUCUGGACAGAAAAGAGUUUGUGAACGACAACAUGAUCAGCUUCAUGCUCAACUACAUCGCCGUCUACAUGAUCGACAAGGACCUGUUCGACACGAUCCACCUGUGCAAUACGUUCUUCUACGUGAACCUGACACGCACGCUGCCGCCGCUCUGCUUCUCGCUGCGCAAGCCGAUCGCUUCGGUCCACGAGCAGAAGCUCGUCGAGAACUGCAUCCGCGUGCUGCGAUGGACGAAGAAGUUCGACGUGUUCGCGAAGGACUACAUUGUGAUUCCGAUCAACGAGGACUUCCACUGGCUGCUCGUCACCGUCUUCAACCCGUCGGGAGCCAUUGUGGACCUGGAGAACCAGCAAGAGUCCCGCGCCGCGCCGAAGUGCUACAUUGCGUUCUUCGAUCCGUUGAGCGGGCUGGAUCCGGUGAAAAGGAAUCACAUGUGCCAUUGCAUCAAGAUAUAUCUGCAAGAGUUGUAUGAGAACACGAAAACCGAGGGGAAGCGGUUCUGCAACGGGCGCGCGACGACGUUCGACCCGGACCGCGUUGUUAUUAUGCGACCGAAGAACCUGCCGAUCCAGGACAACUUCUUCGACUGCGGACUCUACGCGCUACAUUUUAUUGAGGGACUAUUCUGCUAUCUCAAAAAGCCCGUCACUGUCAAAGUGAGUGAUUUCUUUUGAUUUCCUAAAUAGAAGCCUACUCUUUCUUCAGGAUUUCCCCGACUUUGACUGGUCCACGCGCUACCCGUCGGCGAACGGAAUGGCCGAACUGAUGCGCGACAAGAUCUACAAUCUGGUGCUCCACGAGGCCGGAAAGAAGGGACGCGAACGGCUCUCGCGCUUCGAACGAUCGAUGCGCUGCGGGCUCGGACAGGAGGGAGAACUGCGCAGAUCGCGUCGGCACAGCGCGGCGGACCUCCGUCGGCUGCCACGUCAUCGCGAGUUCCGAGCCCGCCACUACUCGGUGAACCCGACGUCGCACGCGGUGAUGGACGAUCCGAUGUUCAACAAUCCGAGGGAGAUGGCCGAGAUGCCGAUCACGAGCAAAGUGCGCGCGAUGAAAUGGCCCGAGGAGAACUUUCCAGUCAUCUACUGA
Messenger RNA from Caenorhabditis sp. 36 PRJEB53466, 3310 nucleotides. The record is from the annotation of a GenBank genome assembly. NCBI's taxonomy places the organism in Eukaryota, Metazoa, Nematoda, Chromadorea, Rhabditida, Rhabditidae.